This is a messenger RNA of Carlito syrichta (Philippine tarsier), 357 nucleotides long. It is a transcript of the gene CCL16, whose product is annotated as C-C motif chemokine ligand 16. The transcript is spliced from 3 exons. Gene Ontology annotation, cellular component: extracellular region. Bases 1 to 357 code for a protein of 118 amino acids. Gene Ontology annotation, biological process: G protein-coupled receptor signaling pathway; positive regulation of GTPase activity; positive regulation of ERK1 and ERK2 cascade. Lineage: Eukaryota; Metazoa; Chordata; Mammalia; Primates; Tarsiidae. The record is from RefSeq and is a predicted model, not a curated record. Gene Ontology annotation, molecular function: CCR chemokine receptor binding; chemokine activity.
AUGAAGGUCUCUGUGGUUAUCCUCUUUCUCCUCGUCCUCAUCACCACUUCUGCUUCUUACAGUAAGCCAAAAAUUCCUGAGGCUGUGAACCUUUCACCCACCUGCUGCCUGAAGUAUAAUGAGAAAGUAUUGCCAAGGAAACUAGUGAUGGGAUACAGAAAUGCCCUCAGCUGUCACCUGCCAGCCAUCAUCUUCGUUACCAAAAAGAACCGAGAGGUCUGCACCAACCCGAGCAACAACUGGGUCCAAGAGUACAUCAAGGAUCCCAACUUACCCUUGCUGCCUUCCAGGAACUUGGCCCAGGUUAAAACUAUUCCAUCCGGGAAAGGCCAACCCCAGCUCCUCAACUCCCCAUAA